Empidonax traillii (willow flycatcher) is the source of this 2143-nucleotide messenger RNA. It is a transcript of the gene VSIG10, whose product is annotated as V-set and immunoglobulin domain containing 10. The transcript has 8 exons. Bases 174 to 1628 code for a protein of 484 amino acids. Lineage: Eukaryota; Metazoa; Chordata; Aves; Passeriformes; Tyrannidae. The record is from RefSeq and is a predicted model, not a curated record.
AAAUACCGUUCCCCUUAUGUUAAACGUUCCCGUCCAUGGGCGGCACCUGAGGGCGACGCCCCGGCCCCGCCGCCGCUCAGAGGGGCCCGCCCGCCAUGACCGAGGGGGGCGUGAGGUGACCCCAAGAUGGCGGGCGGGGCCGGGGGGGGCGCUCAAGAUGGCGGGGGCUCAAGAUGGCGGUGCCGAGGCGGCGGGAUCUGAUCCACGACCCCCUGGCGGGCCCCGGCGGGCAGGCGGGUUCCCCCGGGCGGGUCCGCCCGCUCUCCCUGCCCUGCCCUGCCCGCUCGCCGGGGCGGAGGCCGAGCGGCACCGCCUCCGCGGGGCUGUGGCAGCGGCACACAGCCAUGCAGCUCCCCUGCGGGACGCCGCCGGCACGGUUCUUCCUCGCCCUUUGCGUCUGGAGGCUGGUGCCGCGCAGGGAGGCCGCAGGAACAGAUGAAGUGGUGUUUGGGCAGGUCGGAGGAAGCAUCCUCCUCUUAUGCCGCAAUGUCUCCAAGGAGGCAACCGAGGUGACCUGGUUCCAAGGGGACCCACACUCCUUCCCUCCCCUCUUCUCCUCGAGGAUCUCCUUACCCCCGGACGUCCGCUUUUCCCUGGUCAACAACAGCUCCCUGAGCAUCACGGAGCUGCGAGUGCAGGACGAAGGCAACUACACCUGCAAGGAAGUGCUGAACAACACGGAUCAUGAGCACAGGGUCCAGCUGCUGGUAGCCAACCCACCGCAGUCAACCCCCAAGUGCUGGGCUGAGAGUUCUUCGUCGGGGCUGAUGCUGCAGCUGUUUUGCAGCUGGCCUGGGGGUUACCCACACCCCACCCUACACUGGAGAGAAGAAGGGCACGAUUUGGAGAACUCCAGCUGUGUCAUCAGCUCCACGAGCUCCUCGGACACCCACGUGGAGACACUGAACAGCUCCCACCUCUCCCACCGCAAAGUCUUCACGUGUGUCGGCAGCCACGUGGUCAGGCAGGAGCAGCCUUCCUGCACUGUGGAGAUAAAAAUCCCUUCACUGGAGUCGGAGCCCCCCAAGACCUGCUUUGUGGGUGAUAACGUGACCCUGACGUGCCGUGUGACCGAGAGCACGCCGGCAGCACGGAUCAGCUGGCUGCGGGACAUCACCCAGCCAGAGGUGGAGAUCCAGCCUGGAGGGAGGUUCCUCAUCACCCAGGAGGGCAACGUGUCCCGGCUCACCAUCCAGAACUGCUCCCAGGGCACCGACGGGGGCUGCUACGUCUGCAAGGCCCAGAACCCUGUGGGGCUGAGGGAGCUCUUCGUCUGCCUCACCGUGAAGGAGCCAGUGAACAUUGUUGGGAUCGUGGGUGCCGUGGUGGUCCUGUCCCUCCUGGUUAUUCUCACCGUCACCGGGGUUGUCUUGUACUACAAUCCCCUCCUGUGCCUGAGAGGUGCUGCAUUCAGGCAUACAGACUCAGGUGAUGUCUUAGUGCUGGUGGACUCAGAAGAUGACGAGGAGGGGAAGGGGGAUGAGGAGGCCACGAGCAGCUGCACCAAGCAGGAGGCGAUGGCGCUGGUCGAUGGGAACAGUGCCCAGGCUGCUUAUCUGAACUACCUCACGGAAGGUGACGAUGGAGAGCUCCACAGCGGGGUCUCUCUACAGGAAGCAAGGGGAUAAGAGACACGAGGCUCAUAACUUCCGUCCCUCCUUGAGGAAGCACAUGGAGCUCCAGCUGGAAUCCAGCAUCAAGCAUGUCCUCAAUGCGUGUGGCUGAGCACAGGCUGUCGGUGUCCUGUGAUGGGCUAGUUCAGUCAGAGCCUUCCCACCCCUUUCUCCACUUAGCCCUUCCAGUUUCACUCCGUCCUUCCCCAGCCGCAUUUCUCUGUUUCUCUUCUCUCUUCGUGUUCCUCUUUGUCUCAGGUGUCCUUAAAACAAGGUGACACCCAGCACAGGCAGAGCGUGGGAACAGUAACCCACUCACCUUGGUGCCUGUGAAGGACUCGAAUUCCAGUGUGGGAUUCUGGCUCAGUCCCCGUGAGCAGUGGUGGGAUGGAGAAAGUUGCCACAGGGCCACAGUGGCCCUGGGAUAAGGGAAGAAACGAGUGUGUGCAGGCAGGACCUGGGUGAUGCUGACUCGGGGGAGACUGAAUUGUUUUUAUUAUAAAUAUUUUUUUCCCCUAUUUCGUCUGAAA